Messenger RNA from Drosophila albomicans, 1499 nucleotides. It is a transcript of the gene Ctu2, whose product is annotated as cytoplasmic tRNA 2-thiolation protein 2. Gene Ontology annotation, cellular component: cytosol. The transcript has a single exon. Gene Ontology annotation, molecular function: sulfurtransferase activity; tRNA binding. NCBI's taxonomy places the organism in Eukaryota, Metazoa, Arthropoda, Insecta, Diptera, Drosophilidae. The record is from RefSeq and is a predicted model, not a curated record. Gene Ontology annotation, biological process: tRNA wobble position uridine thiolation. The coding region runs from base 82 to 1287 and encodes 401 amino acids.
UCUAAUAUAAACACGCGCCCAGUUGUCGUGCUUAGAUUGAGUUUUUGUUUAAUUUCGUUUGCUCUUGAAAUACUUUGGAUAAUGUGUAGUAUUGGCGAAGAUGACUUUGGUGACGAGGGUGCCACGCAUGCAAUGCCAACUGGUUCAACAGCAACGGGCACUGUCCUCGGCACUGGUAUUUGCAACAAGUGUGGCGUUAAUUCCAAUGAACUCUACAAAUUAAACUUUCGUGCUGCCGAAUGUCAGGAUUGUUUCCUGAAUUAUGCCAGGCACAAGUUCCGUGCUGCUUUGGGCGCUGCUAAGUUGCUACCGCGUAAUGCCGAAGUGUUGCUUCAUAUCGAUGGCAGCGCUGAGUCUUUGGUGUUGCUAGAUAUGCUGCACUUUGCUCAGACUCAAAACACGUUUAAGCGGCUGCAUUGCAAUGCCCAAGUGAUCUAUGUGGACAUCAACGAUCCAGCGUGCGACCCGCUGCCAUCGCUACUCGCUCUUCAGAUACGCUAUGCACCUUUUCAAUUUUAUAUUGUACAACUUGGAGCUGACCCAAGUAACGUGCGGCUGCUUCAUGAUUACAUUGUAACCUCGGAAAUUGCUGGCUCCAAGCAACUGCGCAGUUUGACUGCUCAUCAGGAUUAUGAGCAGCAGCAGCGCAAAGCACUCAUUGGCGCUGUGGCCGCUCAAUUGCAAUGCUCACAUAUAUUUGAGCCAAGUAUAAGCACAACGCUUGCCGCUCAACUGUUGACUUCAGUGGCUCUGGGUCGCGGCGGCAGUGUGGCUUUGGAUGUUGCGCUGCUGGACGACCGUCUGCCAGAUGGAGUCAAGCUACUACGACCUCUCAAGGAUCUCAACGAACAGGAAGUGCAAUUCUAUGUGCAUGCCAAGCUUUUGGAACCUUUCGGAAGCGGCAAUCAAGAGUCAUCAUCACAUGCCAGUCUGCAGAAUCUAACUAGAGCAUUUGUAGACAAUCUGCAGCAGAACUAUGCAUCUACAGUAUCCACCGUGUUUCGCACUGGUGAUAAAAUGGCGAUCAACCAACAGACGAAAGAUGAAACCCUCUCCACAUGCAAACUAUGCAAAUCCGUUCUAGAUUCGGGACUUUCGGACACGUUGCUGGCUAUUGAAUACUCACGGGCUGUUUCCGAGAUGAGCGCGGCACUGCAGCUUAAGAAUAAUGUAGCGGAAUUGGAGCAGAGUGCCGCAAUGCGCUUGAAAUCAAGCGACGAAUUGUGCCACGCUUGUCGCAAUAUAAAAUCAGAGCUAAAUAGUGAUAGUUUACUGACUUUGUUUUGACAAAUCUAUGUACAUAUGUAUAUUAUAGACUAUAUAUAUAUAUAGAUGUAAUUUAUAUCGCAAACAGUCUAUGUAAGCUUAUCCUUCGGUUAACAUGAAAUCUUUUAUUGUUUUUUAAUGCUAGAACCCGAUUUAGAAAAAUCACGACAGUGAAGAACCACAUUAAAAAAAAAACAAAUUUGAUAACUAAAUUUGAAAAUCAUAAAAAAUUA